Molecule: messenger RNA, 1467 nt
Organism: Psilocybe cubensis
Lineage: Eukaryota; Fungi; Basidiomycota; Agaricomycetes; Agaricales; Agrocybaceae
Exons: 13
Coding region: 1-1467 (488 amino acids)
Molecular function (GO): syntaxin binding
Source: RefSeq, a predicted model, not a curated record
AUGAACACCAACGACACGAGCACUCCCCAGCACACCGCGCCGCCUCCCAGACAGCCCAAACCACCACCAGCCGGUCCAGCUCCUCCGGCACCUGCCACUGCACCCCCCGCGCCGCCAAAUCAGACAAAUAAUGUCAAUGGCCACCACCCUCCACCCGCGCAGACUUCCAAGGGGAAGAAGCGGAACGACGUUCCUAUCGACCCUGCCACUAUGUACGAGUCUCUGAAAAAUCGAAUAGCUGCGCUGGAGGAGGAGGAGGUUCUGGAGGAAGAGGAGGAGAGGAGAUUUGCUGAGGAGGCACAGAAAUCAGUGAAAGGAUUAGAAGAGAAUGCCAUUCAUAGCAAAUACAUCGAAUUGUUCGCCGAGCUCAAGCGCAUGGAACGAGAUCAUUCUAAGGAGAAACAGAAGUUGGUCAAGGACAAGGAUGCGGCUAAAGGGCAGUUAACCAAAGCCAAUCAGACGAAAACUAAAAUGGAGAACCUCGCUCGUGAACUCCAGAAAGACAACAAACGUCUACGAGAGGACGGGAAACGCCUAGCACAAAGCGUAGAAGAAGCCCAAGAAGAGUUAGCCCGCAUGAAAAGCGACUUCGCCAAGCGUGCAGACAAAGCGAAGCAACAGGACGUAAAGUACCGCGAAAUGCCCGACAUCGUUGUGAAAGUGGUUUGCCGAUACCGUGCCGAGUUGUUCUUCAAGAUAUCCCGCAAGACCAAACUUUCCCGUCUGAUCAACUCGUGGACUGAACGGAUGGAACGGAGUGGAGGCGGGGAGGACCUUGGGUCAAUGAACGGGUCGGCGAAGACGGACGCGGCAAGCACUCAUUAUUCUGGCUCUACGGGGUCGAGCUCGGGCAUGCAGUUUAUCUUCACAUAUAAUGGGCGUAUGUUGGAAGCUGAACAGACUCCCGAGGAGAUUGGGAUUGAUGAAGGGGAUGAAAUUGUAGCUGUGGAGAUGAUGGAUUUGACAGAGGGAGGGGGUGGUUCAGAGGAAUGGGAGGAACACGUGGAACCCCGUCGCGAGAAACUGAAGAAGAAUUGGACGGAUAACCCUCAGGAAGCGAGGCGGACUAUCGAAGAGAUUUUCGAUGGAGUCGUCCGCGAGCGUCUGAAAGAAGUACUACGUCAGUACGAGCUUCGGGAACGCCAUUUCGAGUGUGUCAUUCGCUCGAAGGAGCUGGAAGUUCUGCUCUCUCGGGCUCGAGCUGCCGAGCAAAAGCAGUUAGCAGAGGGGGAGAAAGCUAGAUCAAGUAAACAAGAGGAAGAGAACCAACAAUUGAGGAAAGAUCUGGAGGACGCUCAGAACGGACAGACGAUGCUCAUUGACAAAUUAAUCACCUGCUGUAAAGAGAUCAUCCAGAAACCGAAUGCGGAGCGCACCCAGCGCUUAUUUGCUUCUCUUCGGGAAGAAUUGGAAAGGAAAAACCCUCGGGGUGCCAAGAAACCUGUUGAUGGUUCCGUGGGUGGGUGA